AUGCCACAAAGUGUCCACAAGAUACUAAUUCAUGGAGGAAUCCUGGUGAACACAUCAGUACUCGCUAUUGGGCAAAUGUCGGAAGAGGCCCAAGAAGCGCGCAAUAAAGAUGCAAAGAACAUCAGAGAAUAUCAUUCAAGAAAAUUUACCAGAGAGCAAACCAUGGAGGACAUGAUCCACAUGCUCCUGAUCACUUCUGAUCCAUUUAUUACAAGUUUAAGAAAACCAAGUAAAAGAAAGCGUAACAAUUUACCAGAAGAUGUAAUUAAAAUGCUCAAAACACCACCAUCAAUAUAUUCUCAGACCAACCAGGAGUCUAGUGAUAAUAGUGAAUAA
This is a messenger RNA of Brassicogethes aeneus, 336 nucleotides long. The record is from the annotation of a GenBank genome assembly. Lineage: Eukaryota; Metazoa; Arthropoda; Insecta; Coleoptera; Nitidulidae.